UUGAGGCUGGUCUGUGAGGGUUUUGCAGUGUCUCUCUCACACACACACGUGAUGGCAGGCACGGUGGUGGCCGAGAAGACAGAGGCGGAGCUUCGGAAAGAGAUCGACGAACUCCGCCGCCAACAGCGGGAGAUCACGGAGCGGCUACGAGAUCCCAGGGGCAUUCGCCGCGGUGGAUUAACGAGCGCCGGACCGCGCAAUUUCGCCGCCAAUGGCAGCCGUCGGCGUGGCAUUGUUCGGCCUGCGGAGAGGAAUGAUGCUGACGACCAGCCUCCAGCAAAAAGGCGACUCUCUUCAGCUGUUGUGAAGGUCGAGGAGGGGGAGAUAAUCGAGGAAGGUUCUGAAAUUGCGACGGCGGUGGAAGAGAAAGAAGUAGCAUUUGAUGCAGGAGAGGCUGUAAAUACCAAUGGAAGCCAGGGUGAGAGUAAGCAGUCUAAUUGGUCUAAGAGGGAUGGUGAUCAGCGGGUGACUAAAAUGGACUUUGAUAUCCCUCCUGCUGAGCACGUGCCGAGGGUGUUGCCUAAGGAUGAGGACCCUAGUCUGGUGAGUAGGAAUAAAAGGAUGCUUGGCCAGCUUCUUGGCACGUUAGAGAGGUUCAGGAAAGAGGACGUGCAACGAUCAGGCACGGAGGCAUACAUGAGGAGAUCUGAUUCUCUGAAAAGGGCUGAGCAACGUGCACGUGAAGAGAGUGAAAAACUGAGGCUACAAGAACGUGAACAGAUUGCAGAAAAACGGAAAAGAGAUUUGAUUCUAAGAGCACGAAUAGCUGCAAAAGCACAGGAAAAGAACAUGGAAUUGCUGUUUCUUCGGUGGAGUGAGCACCACAAAAAACUUGGAAAUUUCAUAAGGACUAAGGCUGAACCUCCGAUCUAUUACUCGUUUUCCAAACCUCUGGAUCAAGAUGCAACUUCAACUGAGCAGCAGAAGGAAAAGAUGUUUCAAGAGUGGAAAUCUGCUAGGAGAGAGGAACUGUCGCAAUAUCAGAAACAGAUUUUGGAGCAGCAUCUCGGAAAUGUGGACAAGGAACUGGAAAGGUGGCAAAACGGGAGGAAAGGUAGAAGACCGAAUAAUACUGUGGCUAACUUACAGGAGACAAUGGACAAAGAGCUGGAGACCCAUCAGCUCGAGCAUGGUCCCAAGACUAGAAUAAUUCCUGGCCAAAGUAAUAACGAAGAUGAAGAUGAUGUGGAAGAUAUAAAUGUUGCCGAGGAUGAUAUGAUGGAUGAUGUGCUGGGUGUUGAUGAUAACGGACGAAGGGCUGAUGAAACAGAAAAACUAGAAACAGGUAAUAGUCCGCCUGUAGAAAAGAAGGAAGAGUAGAUAUCUAGAAAAGAAGGAAGAGUAGGUAUCCUCGCCGAAUUUUCUGCUUGCUUUCAUUUUGUUUUCGUAUUUUGCCUUCGGUGUUUUAUGUUAUUAGGAUGUUAGGUCAGUUAUAAUCUGGUGCUUAGGAUCCAGUUUCUUUAUCUACAUUGCUUCAUCCAUGAAACUUAGAAUUAAAAGGUAAUUGUACUGAAUCUCUAGAUUUCAUUUUCUGCAUUAGAGUUUUCUAUAGGUAUUUGCAUUUGCAUCA
This is a messenger RNA of Salvia hispanica, 1570 nucleotides long. RefSeq lists its product as uncharacterized. Lineage: Eukaryota; Viridiplantae; Streptophyta; Magnoliopsida; Lamiales; Lamiaceae. Gene Ontology annotation, cellular component: catalytic step 2 spliceosome. The record is from RefSeq and is a predicted model, not a curated record.